UAUAUAUAAAUAUAAGUAUACAUAUAUUUAUGUAACUGAUCCUUGCCAAAUGUUUGUUUUCGUUGCAUUUGAAUGUAACACACCAUGAAAACUUACUCAAAUUAAGGAAUCAUUUUCAUAGAGAAGCAAUAUUUGAACCUCUUACUUACAGGUCUGAUAGACGUUGAAACAUAAUAUCGAAAACAAUGACUUAUAUACAUGCAUGAUAAAAUCAUAAAAUGAUAACUUUUCGCUAGCCGUGUUAGUUUUUAACAGAUGGCCUAUGGCUUGGAUAAGAACUAAGCACUCGUCCAUUUGAAUAUCAUUCUGGCCAGCCUACUUGAUCUCAUUUUUAACUCAAACGUUGACCUGUAGGAAUCGAUGCUCGAGUUUCAAAAGUUAUGAUGCAAUAACUGACCAAAGUUAUGAUGCCAAGACACUGCUUUUUCACGGACUAAAGAAUGACAUAAAACUGCAAAAUACGUUCAUCUCAAGAAGGAACACUGCUGUACUAUUCAUUUCUGGCCCAGCUUGUUACUUCGCAUUAUCCCUAUCAAACCAACUGCUAUGCUUAAAAAAAUGGCUGACCCUUGACAUGAAUAAAAACCACUGGAUCACCAAGAGAUUGUCGUUUUCACACGGACUUUUGUUCAGUGUUAAACGCGAUGAACCUUGGAAUCUUAGAUAAAUUCUGUGUGCACUAACUUUUGAUUAAAAGCCACAGAGCCGGCUAGUAGUCAAUCGCAAUAAUCUUCGCUUUAAGCACAACGUCGCGCGAAAUGAAGAUGAGUGCCAAACUCUUCAUCCUUAAUAUGAUUUUAAUACUAACUGUGGCUGAUUGUCGUAAAUUCAAGAUAAGGCGGUUACCAUCUGGCAGUCUCUUGCCCUCGAUGCAGUACCCUGGCGUUCAAAGGUAUAUCGGUAUAUUCGGAAUCAAAAUAGUUUCGCGACAACCUGUCUGUGAUAAUAGCCUCCAACACGCAGCUAAUAUACUGGCUCAAUUGAUCGAUUGCGAUGAAGACGGUGCACCGGACGAUACUACCGUUGUAACAAACCUGAGACAACUAAAGGCAACACUUAUUCUAUCUCAAGACGGUGUGAAAGAAGAACCAAAAAAUGAAUCAGAUAGUCACAAAAUAGUCAUCAAAAAAUGUAAAUCUCAAGACAACCAACGAAUUAUAUUGACAUCUAUGCUGAGAUACUUGACUAUAUUUGGAAUCAUUCCGGCCUACCAAGGGACACUUGGAGCGCAGAGGCAAUCGUUCUUACGACAAAAUUUGAACAUAAUUGUUGGUGAUUGCGGCUAUGCAUUUGAUGGCACGUUGAAAUGGCCUCAGUGCACUGGACAUGUUUUCUACAACGAGACUUCGUGUGACAUGCAGUGUAUGGCAAGAGAAUAUCUUAUCGAAUUAAUUAAAACAAUUCUUGGGCUAGCGCCGAUAAGCUCUGAAGAAGGCAAAGGAUUCUGGGAUAUUCGCAAUAAGACCGACUUAAUGUUGUAUGAUUCACGAGGAUACAGUUUGAUAAAACAGGUUCUUCCAUGGCUGCCCAAGAAGAAACCGAAUGGUAACUAUAAACCGGGACGAUACGGCUUCAAAAUGGCUUGGUACAAUGGUAUUCCAAUAAAAGACAAAAAGAAGAAUAGUUCGUGGAGAAACAUAAAAAGACAAUUAAUAGAGAUAGCCGUGUCUUAG
Molecule: messenger RNA, 1673 nt
Organism: Rhopilema esculentum
Lineage: Eukaryota; Metazoa; Cnidaria; Scyphozoa; Rhizostomeae; Rhizostomatidae
Source: RefSeq, a predicted model, not a curated record